This is a messenger RNA of Penicillium verrucosum, 555 nucleotides long. RefSeq lists its product as uncharacterized. NCBI's taxonomy places the organism in Eukaryota, Fungi, Ascomycota, Eurotiomycetes, Eurotiales, Aspergillaceae. Bases 1 to 555 code for a protein of 184 amino acids. The record is from RefSeq and is a predicted model, not a curated record. The transcript has a single exon.
AUGGAGUCUUCCGCCCACGCCGUUGCCGCCGGAGCGUUUAACACCAUUUUCUCUGCUUGGGCCAGAAGAGUGGUCGACCCCGUUCUCUCCCCCACAAGUACGAGAUAUGUCCGUGGCCGGUCCCGAACCAAGAAAGCCGAUAUCUCUUUCAGCCCAAGAGAUAUGCCAUAUGGACUAUCUAAUAAGUGGCCAACUUUUGUUGGCGAGGUUGCGUGGUCGGAGCGUCGCACCAAGCUCCACGAAGACAUAAAGUUCUGGCUGGACGAUCCAGAUAGUGCCGUCAAUACCGCUAUCACCAUCAGUAUUCUCCGCGAUAAGAUAAUGGUGGAGAGCUGGGAAAGGGCCGAUGACGGGCCUCCAUCACCCAACCAAAAGAUUGAAAUUGUCCGCAAGCCCCGUUCAGGCUGUCCUCGGGUCAAUGGCCAACUGGAGAUACAAUUUUCGGACGUUUGCCUAAGGGAGAGGAGAGACGGGGAGAGCAAUUUCCUUCUGACGGCAACCGAUAUGGAGGAGCUCGCAGGUCACAUCUGGAAAUACCAAUACCCAACCAACUAG